Naegleria fowleri is the source of this 1539-nucleotide messenger RNA. RefSeq lists its product as uncharacterized. Bases 1 to 1539 code for a protein of 512 amino acids. Gene Ontology annotation, biological process: D-alanine biosynthetic process. Gene Ontology annotation, molecular function: pyridoxal phosphate binding; alanine racemase activity. The transcript is spliced from 3 exons. Gene Ontology annotation, cellular component: cytosol. The record is from RefSeq and is a predicted model, not a curated record. Lineage: Eukaryota; Heterolobosea; Eutetramitea; Acrasida; Naegleriidae.
AUGCUUUUACGAGGUGUGCUAGCCUCGCUUCCUCUCUCUCAUCCUCUGGACCAUCAUGCUGCAUUUGUAUCCUCAUCCACCAACUCCUCUGUACUUUGCCAGGGAUUGUUGGAACCUUCUUUCUUCAAGGAUUAUUCACAUAAUCUUGUGUUGAAUUCUAAUGCUUCAUCACCAACAACUAGUAAGAGCAGUCAUGGUAAUCAAAUGAAGGGAUUUGUUUCAUCCAUCGCUCGAGCUCACAAAAAACAUUCACAACAACACUCGCUGGAUCAUCAUCAUCGCUCUCAGGUCCAUCUUCGCUUGCGUCGUCGCAGGCACCAUCGUCAUCAAGAAUUUCCAACCACUUCGGUCGCAGUGGUGAAUUUGACGAAUAUUCUCCACAAUGUUGAAAAUAUAUUGAAGUUGGCAAGAGAGCACAAUUCUCAAGUAAAAAUUAUGCCAGUAGUGAAAGCAAAUGCUUACGGACAUGGUGAUGUGCCCAUUGUCAAAGAAUUAUUGAAAGAAAUGAAUAUUCAUCGAUUUGCUGUGAAUCGUGUGUUGGAAGGUGUGAAAAUUAGAAAAGCUUUACAAAAAGAAAAUUUUAAUGACGUCGACAUUCUGGUGUUGGGAUAUGCAAUUCCAACCGAAGUUAAAAAUUGUGUCACUUUUGAUUUAACACCAACUAUAUCUGGAGAUCCAUUAAUUAUUGAAACAUUAUUUGAUGAAUGUGUGAAGCAAGAUAAGAAAAUUAAGGUUCAUGUCAAGAUUGAUACUGGAAUGGGACGGUUUGGGCUAUUACCAAACAAGGUUGAAUCCUUUUUACAUUGGUUUACGAAUAAUCCUCGUAAUUUUCCAUCUCGUAUUAUUCUUGAAGGAGUUUUCACACAUUUUUCAAGUGCUGAUGAAAAAUCCAAAGAUUACACUCAAUAUCAAUUCGACAAAUUUAUUGAAAUGAGAAAACUUAUUGAAACAAUUCUUGAGGAAAAUCCCAACAAGUUGCAACACUCGAAUGAAAUAAUCUAUCAUUGUUGCAAUAGUGCUGCAACUUUAUUCUAUCCAGAAAUGCAUUUGGAUAUGGUGAGACCUGGAGUUUCAAUAUAUGGUCUCUCUCCAAGUAAUAUUACCAAUGAUGAGCGAUUGCCAUUUCAAUUACGACCUGCACUCUCUUUAAUUUCACAUGUUGCCAGAGUUGAAAAGCUUCCACACAAAUCCACGGUUUCCUAUGGAAAUACCUAUGUGGUUGAAAAUGAAUAUGAAACAUUGGCAUUAAUUCCAGUUGGAUAUGGGGAUGGAUACAAGAGAAUUAAUUCUCAUAAAUCUCAUGUCCUAAUUGGAGGUGUAGAAUGUCCGGUCGUUGGGAGAGUGUGCAUGGAUCAGUUCGUAGUAAGAAUUCCAGAUGAAAUCGCAGAUCAGGUCAAAGUGAAUGAUCAAGUUGUACUUUUAGGAAAGCAAGGUGACAAAGAAUUGACAUGUGAAAAAUUGUCUGAAUGGUCUCAUACAAUUAAUUACGAAAUUGUCACUGCUUUAUUACCUAGAUUAAAGAGAAUAUAUGUUAAAUAA